AUGGCCUUCCAACCAUUCACCCUGCCGAACGGCUCCACCAUCAAAAAUCGAAUCGUCAAGGCGGCGAUGGAAGAAAACAUGGCGGAUGUAAGGAACGGCAACCAGGCAUCGGAGUCGCUACUGCAACUCUAUCGAACAUGGGGCGCGGGAGGCGCGGGUGUCAUCCUCAGUGGGCACGUCAUGAUCGAUCCAAGAGCCCUGGCCUGCCCAGGAGAUGUUCUGCUAGCUGAUGAUGCUCCUACAUGCGACGAGCAACUGUGGAAAUCAUGGGCAGCUUCAGCGCAGAGUCAUGGCGCGCAGUUCUGGCUUCAGCUGAACCAUCCUGGACGUCAAGUGAAGGCUGGAAGUGGCUUACCUGUCUAUGCGCCGUCCCCGAUUCCGGUCGAUAUUGGGAAGUUCAGCAAUGCUUUCGUCAAACCUGUCGAGAUGGAUGAACAACAGAUUCAUCGUGUGAUUGAGCGCUUCGCCUGGGCCGCCCGGAAGGCGGAGCAGCUGGGGUUUGCUGGAGUCGAGAUCCAUGCGGCACACGGGUAUUUGAUCUCGUCGUUCCUUUCACCGAGGAGCAACGGUCGAACUGAUAGGUGGGGAGGCUCGAGAGAGAAUCGUGCGCGACUGCUUCUGGAAGUUGUACAGGCCGUCAAGGACAGCACAUCACCUCGAUUCGGCGUCGCUGUCAAGAUCAACACGUCGGACUUUCAGCGCGGUGGCUUUGGGCCCGAGGACUUGGAGUGGGUCGUUCGGCAACUCAACGAAAUGAAGCUGGACUUCCUGGAGCUCUCAGGUGGCAGGGUUUAG
Messenger RNA from Fulvia fulva, 795 nucleotides. RefSeq names its product NADH-dependent flavin oxidoreductase. Gene Ontology annotation, molecular function: FMN binding; oxidoreductase activity. Lineage: Eukaryota; Fungi; Ascomycota; Dothideomycetes; Mycosphaerellales; Mycosphaerellaceae. The coding region runs from base 1 to 795 and encodes 264 amino acids. The record is from RefSeq and is a predicted model, not a curated record. The transcript has a single exon.